This is a messenger RNA of Eurytemora carolleeae, 1757 nucleotides long. RefSeq names its product transcription factor Sp9. Gene Ontology annotation, molecular function: DNA-binding transcription factor activity, RNA polymerase II-specific; RNA polymerase II cis-regulatory region sequence-specific DNA binding. The coding region runs from base 1 to 1239 and encodes 412 amino acids. The record is from RefSeq and is a predicted model, not a curated record. NCBI's taxonomy places the organism in Eukaryota, Metazoa, Arthropoda, Copepoda, Calanoida, Temoridae. Gene Ontology annotation, biological process: regulation of transcription by RNA polymerase II. The transcript is spliced from 2 exons.
AUGGGCGGGGUAGGCGGAUCCCCCUUGGCAAUGCUCGCGGCGCAGUGUAAUAAGCUGACCAACAAGUCCCCGCCCCCUCUAGCUGAUGCGGCGGUAGGGAAGGGUUUUCACCCCUGGAAAAAGUGUAGUGGUCAGUCGUUGACAAGUGGUAGCCCAGAGGAGACAAGAACUAACAGCCAACCCUCCAGUCCUGCUCAAUCUACAUAUUCACACAAUACAUCUCCAGCACCUCAAUACGGUGGUCCGGUUUAUAAUCCGUACUCUAGCUCCCAUCAAACCCAAUCCUCUCCAUCUCCGUCCCACUCCUCCUUGUGUAAACUCGAUCAAUCCUCUCCAACCAGUGCAGCUCAACUUCAGAGCAUGCAGACCAUGUACACAAGGGUGGCCGGGGUUAACCCCUACGAGUCCUGGCCCUUUAACAUGUCCAGCUCUCAUAUCAAGCCGGAGUACAAGCAGGACCCUCUACAAGGCUCCUGGUGGGAUAUGCAUACACAAGCUGGCAGCUGGUUAGAUGCUGCUAGUGGGUUAGGAACAGCUGCUACAAUGCAUGCUGCUCAGAUGGCAAACUAUACAGAUUACAGUGCUGCUUCUGCUCUAGGAUUAGCAAGCAGCUCCGCACUACUCUCAGGGUCACAUAUGCUCCAGGAUACUUAUAAAUCAAUGCUCCCUGGACAAGCUACUCCUUCUCCUUUUGGUAUCAGUCCUUCUAUGACAGCUGUAAGCUCUCCUAGAUCUCAGAGAAGAUACACGGGUAGAGCAACCUGUGAUUGUCCAAACUGUCAGGAGGCUGAGAGACUUGGACCCUCCGGAUCUAAUCUUAGGAAAAAAAAUAUUCAUAAUUGCCACAUCCCGGGCUGUGGCAAAGUUUAUGGUAAAACCUCUCACUUGAAAGCUCACCUUAGAUGGCAUACCGGAGAACGACCUUUUGUUUGUAACUGGUUGUUCUGCGGGAAGAGGUUUACUAGGUCUGACGAGCUCCAGAGACACUUGAGAACACAUACAGGAGAGAAGAGGUUUGCUUGUCCUACUUGUAACAAGAGGUUCAUGAGAUCAGACCAUCUCGCCAAACACGCGAAAACUCACAGUGGAACUGGUGAAGAUUGUGGUACAGGGAGUGAGAAUAGUGACUCUGAAACCUCAAGACAAGACGUAGCUUCUCCGGGUUCAAUUCGAACCCCAGGCCUCACCUCCUUAUCUCCGAUCCAUGGACACACAGAUCUUAAAUCCUCCGGUCUGUGAAACCUUGUGAAAUAUUUCUCCGGGUCUAGUCAGUAGCUACAGCGUGCAGAACAAGAGAAUUCAGUGAACAUUGAAACCUGAACCUUGUCGCAAUUAUUUAAUUCAAGGAGUUUAUGUACAAAUAUCAAUCCUGACUCUCACCUCUGACGAAAAUCCAAAUUUUCGUCGACGAUUGUGCCAUAUCUGAGAUUUAGGCUAUAUAUAUUUCUUUCACGAAUACACACAUCCAAUUCUAUUUUCUGUGAUGAGCCGAGCAAAAAUAUUAUUAUUUUGUUUUCUGAAAACAUUUUGGUGAACCAACGAGUUUAAGGCAAGAAAUGAUGGAUGAAGGAUGAAUAAAUGAAUGGAUGGACGGACGACAGUUUUAUUUUACUGCGGAGCAGUCCUGUUGUCACGACUAAUAAAUAAAUUGUAUGUUUUAAAAAAAUCUAAUUAUUCCUGUCUUUUAUGUUCCGUAUAAUUAUGAUAAAUAUAUCCACCAUUUUCUUGUGAAAAAUAAACGCGAGGACUAUCUUAAA